UGUAUAUAAGGAGGUAGGUUGUUUAUAAAAUUCUCCUUAAAAAACGCCCUCCUCUCUUCUUUCAAAACAACGACAUCGGAUCCGAGAGAAAGAGGAAAUGUCGAGCGAUAGUGAGGAUGACGAGCUGUUGCAGAGGGCUCUGCGAGAGCAAGACCGAACUGCUGCGAGGCCACCACCUCCUCCCUUUCUCAACGACGGUAGGAAGAACAAGAAGCCUUCCCGCGGUGGGGCCGACAACGACGAUGAUUCCGAUUUGGAGAUCCUCAGCAUCUCAUCUGGUGACGAGGAUCAGUCUUCCAAGGACAAUGCAGCCAGGAACAAUCGCGGUCGUGGGCCGGCCUCAAGGAAAGGUGGAGGUGGAGAGAGGGACGAUGAUCGUGGUGCGACUGACGAUGAGCCCAGUUGUUGGAAGCGGGUCGAUGAGACUGAGCUUGGUCGCAGAGUACGUGAAAUGCGAGAGACAAGAGUAGCACCAGUUGUCCUAAACUCUGGCAAGAAGGGACCACAGGGAAAAAAGGGGCUUUCCAACUUACAAUCAUUACCUCGAGGCAUGGAAUUCGUUGAUCCACUAGGAUUAGGGAUCAUAAGUAGCAGGUCGUUAAUGUUGAUUACUGAUGCUCCAGACAGCUCUCCAGCUCAUUUUGGGGGCAAGCCUGAUAAAGAUACUCUAGAUGCAAGCAGCCGCGAAAAAUUUAUGUACUUCUCUGACAAAUUUGAUGCAAAGUUAUUCCUGUCCCGGGUACACCAAUACACGUGCACGGCAGAUUUAGAGUAUGGUGCACUCUCUUUGAAGACGGAUCUUGAAGGAAAGACUAAACAAAAAAAGCAAUUAGUAAAAGAAAAUUUUGACUGUUUUGUCUCUUGCAAAACCACAAUUGAUGAUAUCGAGUCAAAACUAAAGAGGAUAGAGGACGAUCCUGAAGGUGCAGGGACUGCUUACUUGCACCAUUCUAUGCACAACAUCAGUUCAUUAGCAAAUAGUGCUUUUGAGCCUCUAUUUGAAAGACAGGUGCAAGCUGAAAAGAUCAGGUCUGUCCAAGGGAUGCUUCAGAGGUUCCGAACACUAUUCAACUUGCCGAGUGCAAUUCGUGGGAGCAUCAGUAAGGGUGAAUUUGAUCUGGCCGUUAGGGAAUACAGGAAAGCAAAGUCUAUUGUUCUUCCUUCUCAUGUGGGAAUAUUAAAACGUGUACUUGAGGAGGCAGAAAAAGUGAUGCAGGCGUUCAAGGGCACACUUUACAAGUCAAUGGAAGAUCCACAGAUAGACCUAGCGGAGCUUGAAAACACUGUCAGGCUCUUGUUGGAGUUGGAACCUGAUUCAGACCCUUUGUGGCACUAUCUAAAUUUACAGAAUUGCAGGAUUCGAGGAAUGCUUGAAAAUUGUACUUUGGAUCACGAAGCACGGUUGGAAGCUUUGCAUAAUGAGAUCCAAGAGAGAGUGCAAUCGGAUGCACGAUGGAGGCAAAUCCAACAAAACUUAAACAAGUCUUCAGAUGUCGAUUAUUCCCUUCUCCUUGGCGAUAGUGAUUUUCCAGUUGAUUCACAACCAACAGAGAUGGGUGAGGAAGUGAAUGCUCUCAGAGAAAGGUACAUUUGCAGGUUAACAGCUGUACUUAUCCAUCAUUUACCGGCAUUCUGGAGAUUGGCCCUUUCUGUAUUCAGUGGGAAGUUCGUGAAGUCUUCCCAAGUUGCUGCUAGCAGUAUGCUUUCUGAUGCAGAACCAAAUGUUAAACCUGUCAUGAGUAAGACUGAUGACAAAAUUAAUGAUGUCAAGUACUCAAGUCAUUCUCUUGAUGAAGUUGCUGAAAUGGUGCAUGGUACUAUAUCUGCAUAUGGGUCUAUGGUCCAUAGCACAUUUUGUGAUCUUGAAGAAUCAAAUACUCUUCAUCCAUACAUGCGUGAUUCCAUAAAGGAAAUAUCCAAAGCAUGCCAGGCCAUGGAAGGGAAAGAGUCUGCUCCUCCGAGUUCUGUCAAAGCCUUGCGUGGGCUUCAUUCGGAAGUCACAAAGAUCUAUAUAUUGAGGCUUUGCUCAUGGAUGCGGGCAACAACUGGGGAGAUAGCUAAGGAUGAAAGUUGGUUUCCAGUACCGACUCUUGAAAGAAAUAAAUCUCUUUACACAAUAUCAUUCUUGCCUCUAGUGUUUCAUGCAAUGAUAGUCUCAGCAAUGGACCAGAUCAAUGUGAUGAUUCAGAAUCUACGAAGCGAAGCCACAAAGUCAGAUGAUAUGUUUUUGCAUGUCCAAGAAAUUCAAGAAUCCGUCAGAAUCGCAUUUUUAAAUUGUUGCCUAGAUUUUGCAGGUUAUCUAGAGCAGAUUGGAAGUGAGCUCUCUGAAACUAGGUUGAACAAAGAAAUGUCAUACUUAGAAAAUGGAUAUAUACAAGGGUCCGAAGGGAAUAGUGUUGAAUCUCCAAGCACUGUUGUUGAUUCACAUCAAAAGAUGUUGAUGGUCUUGAGUAACAUUGGAUAUUGCAAAGAUCAACUUUCAUAUGAGUUGUACAACAAGUACAAAAAUAUUUGGCUGCAGGCUGGGGAACAUGCCGAAGCGGAUUCUGAUAUACAAGAUUUAGUAUCAUCUUAUUCAGCACUUGAAGAGAAGGUCCUUGAGCAAUACACUUACGCAAAGGCAAAGCUGAUUAGAUCUGCUGCUGUAAACUAUCUCCUGGACACUGGCAUUCAAUGGGGAGGGGCACCUGCUGUCAAAGGUGUUCGAGAUGCAACUGUGGACUUAGUUCACACUCUCGUGGCCGUGCAUGCAGAGGUCUUUGCUGGUGCUAAGCCCCUUCUGGAGAAGACAUUGGGUAUUCUAGUGGAGGGCUUGUUUGAUACUUUUAUCAGCCUGUUCCAUGAAAAGAAAGCUACAGAUCUAAAGUCACUGGAUGGAAAUGGUUACUGCCAACUCAUGCUUGAGCUUGAAUAUUUCGAAACCAUACUGAACACAUAUUUCACACCUUAUGCACGUGAAGCUCUGAAGACUUUACAAGAACUAUUGUUAGAGAAAGCAUCUGAAUGUGUGACUGAGUCUGUCGACAAUCCAAGUCAUCUCCGCCGUCCAACUCGUGGGGCUGAAGACAUCGUUGCAGAUGACAGGCAACAAGGAAUGGCUGCCUCGCCUGAUGACUUAAUUGCACUUGCACAGCAGUAUAGCAGUGAACUGCUUCAAGCAGAACUCGAGAGGACCCGCGUGAACAUUGCUUGUUUCAUGGAACCAUUAGAAGUUCCUGAAAAUAUGAAAGCUGCUUACUCUUCAUUCCAAGGUUCAAUGGAUUCUUCGAGCAGGCAUCAGGACUCAGGAGCCAGAGCCAACCAGAUCUCCAUCCCGUCAAAGGCGCAGAUGACUGAGUAAUUUAAUUUCUUCAUUUGAUUUUUUUUUCCUUUCCUUUUCUGUGAUGUGAGCAUUUUGAAUUAAAAAAAUUUGUUCAUUCAAAUUUUGUAUGCAUUCUUUCUGAUGUGGUUGUAUGGCAUGUAUAAUCUUUUUCUCACAUUUUUUUUUCCCACAACUAUUUCUUAACCUGACUACUAUGAUUCAGUCUAAUAAUAAUAAAAGAAAAUUU
This is a messenger RNA of Magnolia sinica, 3548 nucleotides long. Its product is annotated as exocyst complex component SEC5A-like. Gene Ontology annotation, cellular component: exocyst. NCBI's taxonomy places the organism in Eukaryota, Viridiplantae, Streptophyta, Magnoliopsida, Magnoliales, Magnoliaceae. The coding region runs from base 98 to 3340 and encodes 1080 amino acids. The transcript is spliced from 21 exons. The record is from RefSeq and is a predicted model, not a curated record. Gene Ontology annotation, biological process: Golgi to plasma membrane transport; exocytosis.